AUGUAUUCCAUUCAGAACAACGAACUGACGAGCAUGCGCUGGACAGAUGUCAUCAACCGUAUCAACUGGGAUUCCAAGUUCAGCCGAGACAACUACAUCAUUGGAUUUGUGGACCGAUUUGAAGGGCAAUUGGAAGUCAGCAUGAACGCCUGGAAGAAGGAGACCACCGAUGAAGAGUUCAUUCCCCAACAUCGGGUCUUGUACAUUCGACAUGUGGAUGGGGAGAUUGUUUGGGAUCGUCGGCGUCGCAUUGACAAGAUUUUCUACAGCGGCAAUUCAGCGUUUAGUGAAUUGGCGUUCUUGCAUUGA
Molecule: messenger RNA, 309 nt
Organism: Penicillium daleae
Lineage: Eukaryota; Fungi; Ascomycota; Eurotiomycetes; Eurotiales; Aspergillaceae
Product: DUF504 domain-containing protein
Exons: 1
Coding region: 1-309 (102 amino acids)
Source: RefSeq, a predicted model, not a curated record